GUUCGUGCUCGUACGUGCACGCGAGAGGAGGACCCUGUUUGCAUCCAAGUGGGUGGGACGUGAAGCCAGCUGGUUUUAAGCUUUAGUUUCCUGGUGCUGAGACGCUCUACCUUCUCCUCAGCCUCCAUUCUGAGUUACACACUCUUCAGGACAGCCUUCUGCACCUCCAGUUUGGAAAUCUAUACUCUUCUCACUAUGGCAGCGAUUGGAAACCGUGGAACAGUGACUGAGGCAGCUGGUUUUAAUGCAGAUGCAGAUGCCCAGAAGCUUAGAGAAGCCAUGAAGGGAGCUGGCACUAAUGAGGCAACUAUCAUCGAGGUCCUUGCCCAUCGGACUAUUGCCCAGAGGCAGCGCAUCAAAGAGGCCUUCAAACAAACAGUAGGGAAGGACCUGGCUGAUGAGCUGUCUGGAGAGCUGAGUGGGAACUUCAGGAGUGUUGUUCUCGGUCUGCUGAUGCUGGCACCUGUGUACGAUGCCUACGAGCUGUGGGCUGCAAUGAAGGGGGCUGGAACAGAAGAGGCAUGUCUCAUCGAUAUUCUGGCUUCGAGAUCAAAUGAGGAAAUAAAAACCAUCAAUGCAGUCUACAAGAAAGAAUAUGAGAAGAGCCUGGAAGAUGCUGUGUGUGGGGACACAUCUGGAAUGUUUCAAAGGGUUUUGGUGUCUUUACUCACAGCUGGACGGGAUGAAAGCAGCAACGUGGACGAGGCCCAGGCGGUUCUAGAUGCCAAGGAAAUCUAUGAGGCUGGCGAGGCUCGAUGGGGCACAGACGAAGUUAAAUUCCUCACAGUUCUUUGUGUGAGGAACCAGAACCAUCUGCUGCGAGUGUUCGAGGAAUAUCAGAAGAUUUCUGGGAGAUCAAUUGAGGAGAGCAUUAAGAGGGAGAUGUCUGGCAGUCUGGAGGACGUCUUUCUGGCCAUAGUGAAAUGCAUCAGGAGCAAGCCAGCAUUCUUUGCAGAGCGAUUAUACAAAUCAAUGAAGGGGCUGGGAACCACAGAUACUGUCCUCAUCAGGAUAAUGGUGGCCAGGGCAGAGAUUGACAUGCUGGACAUUAAGGCUCAGUUCCUGAAGAUGUAUGGAAAGACCCUCUACUCUUUCAUCAAGGGAGACACAUCUGGUGACUACCGCAAAAUCCUCUUGGAGCUGUGUGGAGGCGAGUAAAAGACACAUCAGAGCAACAUUCAGCUACGUUUUUAUCCUGAAAGCCACUUUCUGUUGGGCUUUUUUCUUCUUCCACGUCAGUCCCAUUUCACUGAUUGACACAGUGCCUUGUUUUACUGUUUAUAAAACCUAUUAAACCAAAGACCAGUGACCUUUUA
Molecule: messenger RNA, 1316 nt
Organism: Acanthochromis polyacanthus (spiny chromis)
Lineage: Eukaryota; Metazoa; Chordata; Actinopteri; Pomacentridae
Gene: anxa4
Product: annexin A4
Exons: 13
Coding region: 196-1158 (320 amino acids)
Biological process (GO): negative regulation of coagulation
Cellular component (GO): cytoplasm
Molecular function (GO): calcium-dependent phospholipid binding; calcium ion binding
Source: RefSeq, a predicted model, not a curated record